Teleopsis dalmanni is the source of this 801-nucleotide messenger RNA. RefSeq lists its product as uncharacterized. The transcript has a single exon. The record is from RefSeq and is a predicted model, not a curated record. The coding region runs from base 1 to 801 and encodes 266 amino acids. Lineage: Eukaryota; Metazoa; Arthropoda; Insecta; Diptera; Diopsidae.
AUGAAGAAAGAUAAAAUCGCAGUUCAAGAAGGUUUUGAGCACAUUGACAAUGAAAUAAAGGCACUGAUGAAUUCCAUAAAAGAUACAAAUAGAGAGGUUAAUCAGGUACGGCUCAAUCAAGUUUUCAAUGCAGGAGCCAUUCAACUAACACUGGUAGCACAUAAUCUACAGAAGAUACAAUCUGCCAUUAUAGAUGCUCUAACUGAUACUCAUCAUGGAAAAGUCAAUCCGUUGUUAUUGACACCAACACAAUUACAAAAGGAAGCAAAUCAAAUCUUCAUUUAUCUUCAUUUAUUACCAUCAUUAGAAUUACCGAUGCCAGAAGAUGAGCUAAUAUCCCUUUACAGACUAAUGAAGGUUAAAGGUGGAAUCACACAGCAGCAUGCAAUUUUUAGUAUAACAUUACCAUUGAUUGAACAUGAACGAUUUGAAUUGUUUCAACUAAUUCCAAUCCCGAAUUGGUUAAAUGACUCCAUGGCGGUAAUUGACUCAUGCAGUUCUAUUUUGGCUAUUAAUACGCAUCAUGAUCAAUAUUUUCCUCUUAUGAAAUCUGAUUUAAGUCUUUGUGAGACCAUAAAGGAAGGGGAAUUUCUUUGUGCCAACUUCCGCAUACGAUACAAUUUUGGUUCUGAAGUAUGUGCUUGUGAGAUCAACACCAACAACACAAUACCAAACUGUCGGUUGAAACACAUUAUCAACACUCUGACCUGGAUUCCAUUGAAUAACAAAAAUCAAUGGAUUUAUGCGACAUCAACAUCUUCACGAGCAACUGCAGUAUGUAAUAAGAAAUCAUACCGCUAA